CGCGCCCUAAAAGUUGUUUUUCACGUGGGUUACGAUCAUUUGCGGUGCAAAAAGGUCAUGUGAAGAAUAUAAAGUUCAACAAAAGAGCGAUUAAAUUUAACUUUUUUAGUAAAUUUAAAUAGUAAAAAAAUUUAGUUUAAAUAAAUAAAUUAAGUCAUUUGAUGCGAAAAAAUAUACAAAGCUUAUUUUGAAUAUUAAUAUUAUGCAAAAAUAAUUGAAUAACAAAACAUGGAUAUUAGAAAUUUGCAGUUCAAAUGCUUUUACUUAGAAGUUUUAUUAGUUUUAGGUUUCCUAGACGUUUCCUGUGUAAAAAUCAACCGACUCCUUGUGCCAGAAAUCGCUUCUCAGGCAAAGCCGCCUGUAAUUUUAGACUGCGAUUAUUCCUUAGAAAACCCAGGAAAGGACGAAGGUCUAGUCGUCAAGUGGUUUUUUAAUGAGAGGAUGUAUCCCGUUUAUCAGUGGAUCCCAGACGCUAAGCCGCAGGAACUCGGAAUUUUAAAAGGUCGUUUGGAUCUCAGUUACAAAGCGUCAACAGAUCGUCUCAAAAUGUACAGAGCGCUGAAAAUUGAAAAACUGGGACCCGAACUAGAAGGAAAUUAUACGUGUACAGUAUCUACGUUCCUUAGCGAAGACAGCAAGAGUGGAGGAAUGCUUGUGUUUAUUCCAGAAAAGUCGUUGGAGCUGAAGUAUCCUCCAUUAUGGGAAGGAACUGAUAACAACUCGAAGAUUGUUUGUUAUGUAGAAAAUAUUUAUCCUAGGCCCCGUUUACGGUUAUUUUUAAAUGAGAGUGAAAUUGAAAAUGCCACAAUGAAUUAUCUAGAACUUACCAGUGGCCUUUAUAAUGUGGAAUUGGUAGCCGCAGUGAAGAACCUGACAGAUGGCACGUCCAUUUUGUGCGAACUAAAUGUGGAUAUGGCAAAUUACACCAUCAGAAAGGAAGCCAUUUAUUACAAAGUUUGGAACUCAUCAAAUAAUAAUGCAAGAGGACAUCGGCUAUUUUUAAGGCUUUUUUUCGUAGUGUUUGUGAUGUACUGUUUUAUUUUGUAGAUUAAAUGUCAGUAAAUAAUAUAUAAUAGCAAGAAAUUAAGUAAAAUCUCAUAAUAAUAAAUUCAGGGUGUCAAAAUAGCCUUGAUUUUGGCAAUUUUUAUCCUAAUAGAGUAUUUUAACAACAAUUAUUAUACGAAAGUAUUAAUAUUCUGAUAAUAUAAUUUACCAGUUACCACAAUUUUUCGUUUUAAAAAAUGUACGGAUUUUUUUCAUAUUAUACCAUGAUUAUAUUUAUGUAUUUUCUUUAACUUUAUGUGAAAAUUGCCUUUAUAAGGCUGCUCUAAAUUAAAAUUCAUAAACGCUUAUGAAAAGGUCGAAAUUUUUUGAUACUCAAUUUUUAUGACUAUAUUUAUUUAUACAGGACAGAGAUUUGUAAAUUUGU
This is a messenger RNA of Anthonomus grandis grandis, 1429 nucleotides long. RefSeq lists its product as uncharacterized. The coding region runs from base 229 to 1047 and encodes 272 amino acids. The transcript is spliced from 6 exons. The record is from RefSeq and is a predicted model, not a curated record. Lineage: Eukaryota; Metazoa; Arthropoda; Insecta; Coleoptera; Curculionidae.